AUGUAUUUUCAUUUUGCAUCAAAUUUCAACACCAUCAUGUCAAAUCAGAUAUUACAAAUUGUUGUUGCAAUUUCACUAUUGUUGAGCUAUGCCAAAAUUGAAGCAAGACAAAGCCUAUCUGAGGUUGAAGAUUUAGAAUUGGAGAGGCAAUUAAAGCUUAUAAAUAAACCAGCUAUCAAGACUAUAAAGACCAAUAAUGGAGAUGUAUAUGACUGCGUAGAUUUUUAUAAGCAACCUGCUUUUGACCAUCCACUAUUACAGAAUCAUGAUUUUCAUUCAAAGAUGAAACCUACUUUAUCCAAAUCAAGAAUAGAUGCAAAGGCUUCGAUCUUUGAAAGACCUUCAAAGAUUGGGUUGGAAGGCGAUGGAUGUCCUAGUGGAACUGUUCCUAUUAAAAGAGUUACUAAAGAGGAUCUCAUUCGACACCAACAUAUGCAAUGCAUGGACAAAAGUCAUCGUAAUGGUCAUGGAAACAACAUAACCAAUUCUAAGGCCUCAAUUUCCCUAGAUGAUGUAAAUCCUUACCAGUAUGCAGAAACACAAAUUCCAAGUUCUGAUAGAAAUAUAAUACUUGGAGGUGGCAUGAUUACUACUAUACAUGCACCAAUUAAUGUUCAAAAAGAUCAGUUUAGUGGAGCUCGCGUGAGGCUUGAAGCUGGACUAAGUGAUGCCAUUGAAGUUGGCUGGAUUGUGCAUCCUAGUCUAAAUGGUGACAAUAAGCCAAGACUUUAUGCAAAAUUUGAGGCUGGAAGUGCAGGUUGCUUUAAUACAUUAUGUUCUGGCUUUGUCCUAGUAAACACAGGUAUACCUUUAGGAAUGCCACUUGUACCUUCAAGAAUUGGUGGACCUGUGAGUUCACAACUAAUGUAUCUUGAACAGGAUACAACAAGUGGAAAUUGGUGGGUUAUGCUAGGAGAGGACUACAAACAAGUGGGAUUUUGGCCUAAAAGUAUUUUUACAACAUUACAAGCUCAUGCAUUAAGUGCUCAAUAUGGAGGUAUAACAUAUAGUCCACAAGGAUUACCUUUCCCUCCAAUGGGUAGUGGACUUUUUCCAAAUAAAAAUUUACUAGAAAAUGCAUAUUUUAGAAAGUGCACUUUUAUGUAUGUUGUGGAUAAUAAAGUUGUAACAUACUCUUUAGAUCAUAUUGGCACAAAUCAAUUUGAGAGUAGCACAAAUUUAUAUAAAGUUCAAGAUUUUAUAGAUCAAGGAGAUGUACUUGGUCAUUUGAUUGUUUAUGGAGGACCUGGUGAUAAACAUUGA
Messenger RNA from Solanum verrucosum, 1263 nucleotides. RefSeq lists its product as uncharacterized. The transcript is spliced from 9 exons. NCBI's taxonomy places the organism in Eukaryota, Viridiplantae, Streptophyta, Magnoliopsida, Solanales, Solanaceae. The coding region runs from base 1 to 1263 and encodes 420 amino acids. The record is from RefSeq and is a predicted model, not a curated record.